Molecule: messenger RNA, 940 nt
Organism: Anthonomus grandis grandis
Lineage: Eukaryota; Metazoa; Arthropoda; Insecta; Coleoptera; Curculionidae
Gene: MED7
Product: mediator of RNA polymerase II transcription subunit 7
Exons: 3
Coding region: 107-772 (221 amino acids)
Biological process (GO): regulation of transcription by RNA polymerase II
Cellular component (GO): mediator complex; core mediator complex
Molecular function (GO): transcription coregulator activity
Source: RefSeq, a predicted model, not a curated record
ACUUGACAGUUAUCAUAAUAAAGAAAAAACUGAAAUUUUCUUAAACUUUUUCUUGAUCAUAUUAUUAAUACUAAACUAAUAAAUUGUCUGCAAACUCUCAUUAAAAAUGUCUUCGGAUGCUGUUCAAGUCAGCUCGCUGCCCGCACCGCCCAUGCAAUAUGUAAACCAAUACACAGAUGACCUUAUCCGAAGGGGCAGAGCCCCAAAACCGCCUCCCCCCAUACAAGACACCUACCAUAUGUUCGGGAACACUUUUAAUACCGAGGAAAGCAUUAUACGGCCUUUGGAAAGCCAGGGGAUAAAAAGGUUAUAUCCUCAACACUUUGACAGAAGGCGAGAGUUAAAAAAGCUCAAUCAGUCACUUCUAGCGAAUUUUUUGGAUCUACUCGAUCUGUUAGUGAAUUGUCCGGAUUCACCUAAAAGAACUGAAAAAGUUGACGAUCUGAGCUUGUUGUUUAUACAUAUACACCAUUUACUUAACGAAUUUCGUCCACACCAAGCUAGGGAAACUUUAAGGGUUAUGAUGGAGCUACAGAAGAGGCAGAGGAUAGAAACGGCAAAUAGGUUUCAGAAACAUUUGGACAAAGUGACAGAAAUUUUACAGCAGGCCAUACAAAACUUACCAGAACCCAUGGAUUUGGAUUCCAAGAUAAUGAUCGAGACUGAUCUGAUUGUCAAUCAAGAAAAGAUGGAUAAAAAUGAUGCCAAUGUAGACCCGUGUGAUAUUCGAGAUAGAAUCAUGUGCAGUAUUGUAGAUAAUAUGCAAUUGUAAUCUAGACUAGUGUUUUAAGGAUUGAUAUUUAAAGGGUUUUCCAGUUUUCAAUUUUGAAUCACUGCUGCAGAAAAAAGGAUUUAUAUUCAAACAUAUGGUCGACUGAUUAUUAUCAUUAUUAAUAUGUAUUACUUUUUGUACAGCAUUAUAGAAUUUCUUAUAAUUAAA